Neolamprologus brichardi is the source of this 5566-nucleotide messenger RNA. RefSeq names its product Rho related BTB domain containing 3 (gene rhobtb3). The record is from RefSeq and is a predicted model, not a curated record. Lineage: Eukaryota; Metazoa; Chordata; Actinopteri; Cichliformes; Cichlidae. Gene Ontology annotation, molecular function: protein binding.
CGCGGCCGCUCACGGUUCAGUCGACCCUCCUCUCUCUCUCUCUCUCUCUCUCUCUCUUUCUUCCUUCCCAGUUGUUAUUUUGCUAGCGACACUUUGUUUCAUCCACCGACGUCAUCCAUACAGUCUGGACACCGAGGCGCGAAGCUACCCUCCCUCUCCGUAGUUAAUUGUUUCCUACCGACUGACAACUUGUUCGCCUGUUAGCGCACUGGCUGUCUGUCCAUGGGCGCUGCUGUUUACACACUCUGCUGCUCCUCCUCCGCCGGCUGGGCUGUCCGGUGCGCCUCUGCGGUCGGUUCGGGACGGUGUCGAACUCCGCUUUUAUGAAUGAAUAACGAGACGGGGAAAUGCCCGUGACUGCGAAACUCCCCCUACAGCCGGGCUCCCGGGGGGCCAGCCACCGAUGAGAGGGAUUAACGACGGAGCCGAGCCGCGGCUCAUUGCGGAAAAAGCGAGCCUUGACUGCAGACUGGCGUGGAAAGGCACCGUGAGAGGGAAACGGGCUCCAUAGCAUAAAGCAGCUGAACGAAACCGCGGUGACCACAAUGUCCAUCCACAUCGUGGCGCUGGGCAGCGAGUGCCCCGGAGGAGUCGGUCCAGGAGAUGAGAUGUUGGGGCAGGGGCAGUUGCAGGGGGGAUUGCUGUGGAGCUACCUGGGUCAGGGAGCCAUGGUGGGACCGUGCGACCUAGAGAGCAGUAUGCACAACCCGGCUUUCAUGGAGUACACCUCACGUGUCUUUGGAGAUGUCACGGUAGUGGUUCGGGAUUGUCCCAGCUGGGACUUGCUGGACAGCGACUGGGCCAGUGUUCGGAAAGUUCUUGAGCAGGCGGACAUUUUAGUUAUUAAAUAUUCAGUCACUGACAAGCUGGCCUUCCAGCAGGUCAGGAAUGGCUAUGCUCCGAGACUCCGCCCACUCCUGAGGCACUGGGGCGUGCCCGUCAUCCUCGUUGCUGUGGGAGCGCGGCUGAAUGAUGAAGGCCCCCCCUGUACGUGUCCACUGUGUGCCUCUGACUGGAGCAGCUGCGUACCUCACAGUGAAGGUUUGCAGUUGUCCCGGGACUUGGGGGCCACCUAUCUGGAGUUGCCCUCCCUCAACCAUGUCUUCGUGGGUCGCUACUUUGGCAGCGUGCUGGAGUACUUCAUGAUUCAGUGUCUGAAACACAAAGCCAAAGAGAGGCCAGAGAAGAGGCGAGGAAAUAAAGUGAAUGAACUUCGCCCCCCUCACUUAGAACAGCCAGCUCGUCUUCCCCCUAUUAGAGUGGAGGAGUCCAGCUUCUCCCAGGACAUGCAGUGGUUGUUGGAGCGUGGCGUGCAGUUCGCCGAUGUGGCUUUCUAUGCCGGGGAUUCUGGGAAAGAGCUGGGCUGGGCGCAUGCCGCUGUGCUGUGUGCUGUCAGCCCGUACUUCAGACAGCUGCUCCUUGGGCCCAAGACCAGGGAACGUCCACAGUCGCGGUGUGUUUGCAGAGAGCGUGACGGAGGCCCCCACUCCCUGCUUUCCACUUGGGAUGGGAGUAUUAUUGAUGACAUGCCGAGAUCAGAUGGACACCUGACGGGACGCCUCACUCGUUUGGUGGUGAAGGACCCCCUGCUGUGCAUGUGCUUGUGGGAGACUCUCAUGUUCAUUUAUAGAGGAGCGUGGGAGUGGGAGCACCUCCAGGAGGCCCUGGAUGAGAAGCUGAAGAAUUCUCUCGCUGUGGCUCAGCUUAUAGAUCGAAUACGAUCCCUCAUCGGCAGAGAAAGGGGCACCAGGGACACACCGAGUGCGAGGGCAGCUCAGCUUGGUCCCCAGACUCUCGUCAACCUCUUCAAUUCUCCUCUAUACUCUGAUGUCAUCUUCAUGGUGCAAGGGAGUGUGCUGCCAGCCCACCGGGCAGUGUUGGUGGCCCGCUGUGAUGUCAUGGCCGCCAUGUUCAGCGGGAAGUAUGCAGAGGCUCGUAGCCGAGUGGUGCCCAUCCACGGCGUCUCCUCAGACACUUUCCUGUCUUUCCUCGAGUACCUCUACACCGACUCGUGCUGUCCUGCCAGUGUGCUUCAGGCCAUGGCUGUGCUGGUUUGUGCCGAGAUGUACCAAGUGAAACGACUGCAGCAUCUAUGUGAGGUCUGCGUAUGUGCUUACCUUCAGAGCAUGCCCAGUAGAGAGCUGGCAUCAACAGGCAUCAGUGUAGUUCGACUACUCCGCAGGGCAAAGUGCCACAAUGCAGAGCAGCUCUAUAUCUGGCUCCUCCACUUCAUCGCCAACAACUACCUAAUCUUCAGUCAUAAACCUGACUUCCUGGAGCUCUCAGAUGAGGAGCGCGAGCAGGUGGAGAGGCUACGAUGGCCGUCCAGAGGCUACCUGCAAGAGCUCAGCGAGUACCAGCAGCGACGCCGCAAACUCCGCAAGUCCCGCUGCCUUGUCAUGUGACCAAACCUGGACGCCAAAACCAUCUGUGGGGAAGAGCAAAGGAAGACGAUGACAAAAGAAAAGAAAGGAUUCCAGUGCACAUCGACGUGUGGGAAAACUGACAGAAGACAUGUUUUUUUCUUUUUAUCCUGCUGCAUGAAGGGCUGAUCGAGAGACAACGAUGCAGAGGAAGAAAAGGAAAGACUUGUUAAACUGCUGCGAUGCGCCUCUCCUCCCUCAGUGGACUGACUGGCGCAUCCUAAUAUGACUAUUCCUUCGAGGGCAAUAAUAAAAAAACUGAUCCAUAAAACCCAAUAAGACUUUAAUAUGACUGGCCACUGGCCGAAUCUCUGUGAAAGAUCGCAUUUCUAAUGGAGUGCAAAGCUGUGGAUUUCAAUACUGACCAGUGACACAAAAUGGCUUCAGUAUAAUUACUGAUAUAUCAAAUCACCACACAUCUGUCAGGAAACCAGGAUCAUGUGCAAACUAUUUCAAACUACAUUAACGGGUAAUGUGACUUCAGGUUGAUUAAACAGGAAGAUCUCCUCAACACUCAAUAGCUUCUAUGUGUCUUCUGUAGGAUUGACGCAGGACCUCUCUGUCAUAGAUGAAACCCUUGAUCACUCAUGAUGCAUCCCAUCUGAUCUAAAGAUUGUGAACUUGUGAAAACAGUUUCUCAAAGUGCCCAUAUAUAGCUCAUUUACAGGCUCGCAGUUUUAUUUUGAGGCUCCUCAAGAAUAGGUUUUCAUACUUUAUUGUUCCACAACAUGAAAGCAUGCAGCACAUUUCUGAAACGCUCCCCUUUUUCUGUUCAUGGCUCCUGUCUCUUUAAUGCCCCUGGGUGAAAAACCCAGUUUCUGAUUGGCCCAAUGAAAAGCCCUCUAAGAUCUAACAGUUAACAAACAGUCAUGGGAAAUAUUACUUUGUAUUUUAUUUUUUGCAGCAACGUUCAUUUUAUUCUGUUCAACUCGUUACUCUUCAGUUUGUGUAAAUAAUGUUAAACAGUGAGCUAGCUAUCACCAAUAAGUCAUGUGACUGAAGUAUGGGUCUCCCGUUCAGUCACAUGACCAAGAGAUGGCCUAUCAGAGUUACCUUUUCACUCAUUCACUCAGUCCUUGUGUGUCAUUAAACUCUGGUUCAUUCACUGUAGGUGUCCAAGUCAGCUUGCAGCAGAUUUGCUCAAUAACUCCACUUUUCACUGGCCACAGCAAUUUAGUAAACACACCUGGGAAGGGAGGGAAGCUAACCUUUGCGUACAACAUCUCUAUAACAAAAGCUCAGUGUUUAUUUAAUUUAUUUUCCAUUCAAUCCAGAGCCUUUUAAAAGUCUCUGGGGUUAUUUUUACUGUUUUCAUGUCACCUUUUGUGCUAAAUUACAUCCUAAAAUUUCCUGACAAUACAGAUGAAAGAUUCCUCCCAGUGCCCUAAUCUUAAACAAUCCAAAUCUGCACCAAACAUCAUUCUUUCUUUGGCUCUGCUUCACCUCUCCCCAGGUUUAAGAAACUGGGUGAGGUUGUUUUUUGAGUGAGUCAGUUAAACAGCACUGAAAUAAUAAAUUAUUGACUCUAGGGUAAACAAAUGGUCACGAUGCAAGUCAUCCACAAUUGCUGCUGUUAGCAGCGUCAUAUGUAUUUUCAUGUGUAAGCAAAUGAGCAGGACAGGUUUCAUUACAACACUUUAGUCAAUCCUUCCACAUCGAUGACACAACCUCAUAAACUGUCUUGCAGCCAGACUGAUUUUUAUAACCACACAGUAGAGUACAUAGGUGUCAAAUGAAGCAGUUACACUAUCAUGGAGAAAAGGCUUCACAUUUAAGCCUCUAAUCAAACAGCAUCUAGCCUGUAAUUAAUAUCUGUAAACCAAAUCAGCAACAGUAAUAACAUUUUUCUUUCAAAACACCUUUUUAAAAUCUACUGAGGCGGACUUUUACACGCUUUCCUUUGCGGGUUAAUGAGAAAACAUGCUUUUCUGUUUGCAAUAAUAAAUAACGACCUGUUGCUGUCACAAAAAGGCAAAAGUCUUUUGCUGCAGUUAUAGUGGUGGUAUGGUAUGAAGAUGCUGAAAAAAGAAGAAGAAGAAGAAAAAAAAAAAAAGAGCACCAUAUUAUGAACAUGAGUUAGUCUAGUAAAAAUCUCAAAGCCUCUGGGUGAAUACGAAAUAUUUCUUUUAUCUAUUUUUUUUAAUUUAAAAUGUUUUUUAAUCAUAAAGAGAUUAUGAUUUAUUGGUGCUCAAUUAUUUUUGUAAACUAUACCGUAUGUGGACAUGAUUUUUGUUUUUUUUAACAUUUGGAGUCGAGACAAACAGGGUGGCACUACUUUCCAGUCUAAUGUUUCACGGCUGUUUACUCGAUUUUAAAAAAGGGGAAAUGGAACAUUACAGCUCAAUUUGUUAAAUAAACCUUCACCUACGCGAGGGUGAAAGCGAUCAGUAGUGACAGCUAGCAGAUGGGUUUUUUUUUUAAAUCUGUGGAUCACAAUCAAUCAGGAAGCGGCGUGUAAUGCUUUCAUAUUCUAUUUCUGCAGUAUUAACAGAAAUUCUGUGUAUAUAGUACAAGCAAGCUCCCACUGUCAAGUUUUGACAGUGUGCAGUUGUUAUCUUUAACCAGCUGCUGCACAAAUUCCACUAAAUUCUGUGUGUAAAUAUCCUCGAAUACAUCUUGAUCUACUAAUAACCAGGAAUGCAGCGAUUUAUUGAUUGAUAGUCGCCUUGUAGAUAUACAUUGGCCUAUUGCCAAAAAAGAUGACAUUCACCAAUAACAUUGGCGAAUGUCUUCGCUCGCAAGAGUUUGCCGUUAUCAUCUCUGGGAUCCACUGUCAUAAAUAUGUAUGACUGAAUUUGUGCUCACUGCGAGAUAGUGUGAUGAAAGGCUGAAAGACGCUGAAACAGUUAACUUAUUUAUUUAUUUUUGUCCUAUCACAAUAAUAAAUCAAACUAACUACGAUCAGAAAUCAGCCAAAUUGUUAUUUUAAACAUUGGCAAAGACCCAGAACGUUACAAUCCUGGUGGUGCAUCCCUACUAAUACAAAUCAGCAAACAGCAAGUGAAACUGUGGACUGUGAAACAAAGUGUAUCCCAGUGCUGCAUCCACACCUAGUGUGGAGACACAUGGCUCCUCUGGGCAUGUGCUGUACAGACUGUAGAAUACAUGGCGUCUGACUUUAAAUAAAGACAUGUUUUAACAUA